AUGGCAGCCAUCCUGAUGACUUCAGCAGUGCUGCAAAUGCUGCCGGAGAAGAUCAGACAGGUGGUGGCGCUUGGGGAGGAAGUGCCGAAGCGCCCGCCCAAAGCUGUCGCCUCCAACAAGCCGCCAGGGCCAACAAGGAUCAAGAAGACGUGGACUUGGCCACCACCACUGGCAAGGGAUGGAUGGGCUCGGUUCGAGAACCAUGAGCUGCCCGGAGAUGAGCUUGUUUCCCUGAGGUUCCGGUCUCAACGCAAUUGGAAGCCUUUCCUAUUUCUGCCUUGUAUCCUGAUGUCUUUUGCCACAGACUCUCCUGUUCUCUGCAGCGAAACAGCACCUGAAAUCCUGGAUGCCAACGGGACGCGGAUAAGGUGUGCGUUCGGAGAUCCAGCACGGGACAUAUUCACACAGGACACGGUGUGCCCCGUUGUCUGCGGAUUCAGCCCAGUACACUUCGUGCCACUUUGGUAUGGGACGUUUGUUUUGACGAUCAUCUUCUGCUGGUGGCGAGGUGGGAGAAUUGACCACGACAACUUCUAUGCCAAAGGUGGGGUCAGAGGCCGACCGGCCUCAGCAGUGGCUCUGUUUCUGGAUUGCUCCAGAGCGGGCUACUCGGAUCGGCAUCUGAUCGUGCUCUUCGUGGUCUUCACUUUGUGUGCUGUGCACUCAGUACUGGUGCGCUGGGCAUCACUGCUAGAAGAGGGCGGAAUCAACAACGGAUGCAUCGGCUAUGGAGAUUGGUCCAGCUUGGACGACGUCUGCCACCAGGGGCCGUAUUUGGAGCAAGCUUGGCCCGUCUUCCUGGUGAUUUACUUCAUGGUCUUCUUCGGAGCCCUCAUGGAUCAGGGUAUCAUUGGCGCACAGGAGUUGCGAAAGGUGCGGGGGCGGAAGCUCGCAGCGCGGAAGCGUCAAGAUGUUUGGGAGAGGUUUUCUCGCCAUCUAUGCACCGUUGACUCGGCCGAGAAGGCGUCACCUUCUGAUCAGGUCAGGGGGGCCUUAUACCGCUUCGUGCAGCAGACCGUGCCCAUGCCUAUGCUUACUGCCUGCGAGCUCGUCGACAGCAAACUGAGCUUGGAGGAUGAAGUCUACCUCUGGCCUGAAAGCGCCUCCGGCUUCGUGUCGCUGGCUGCAGCGCUGCCGUUGGAGAUUGAGCUUGGGGAGCCCGAGGAACUUGGGCCGCGUGGCGCACGCAGAAGGCCUUCCGACAAGCGACUUUGGGAGGAGUUCUCCAAGCAGCUCGAGAGGACUGAGGCCUCCGGCGAAGCUUCUUCACAAGAGCAGGUGCGGAACGCUUUCUCCCAAUUUGCACACUACGUCGUGCCGCAGUCGGUGGCACUCGCCCUAGUCGAUGCCAACCUCGUGAGGGAUGGCAGCAGGUACCGCUUCUCAGACAAGCUCGCGGGUUUCGUGCGGUUGCCCCCUGCCUGUACGGAGCAGCCACAUAUCCCCAUCCUACAUCGUCUGUUACAUAGUUCCGCAUCCCAGAGCCUUUGGGGUGCUGUGGUGGUAUGUUUUGAUCGUGUUCGUGUGUGGACCGUGCUUGCCUCUGCUCGCCCAAGGAGCGCUUCGAUGCGUUCAGAGCAAGAUUUCCUGGACAAAUGGACGGACUGUGACCAAAUCCAAAUGGACCAGCUGACAGCUGCUGCAGUUAAGCUGAAGGCGCUGGUGCGACACCAGAUGCAUGUCACACGGGAGACCUCGAAACGCAGCAAUUCUGGGCUUGCCAAUGCAAUGUUGUUCGCUUGCGAUGCUUUCAAAUUCCUCAUGGGCUACGACGAGGCGGACGCGGAGGAGGAGGUGGCUCUUAACAUGAUUGAUGACUUUGACCAGAAGUUGCAAGAGAUCGAGUCAGAGGGCCCAUGCAGUCCAAAAUUCUCUGACAAGCUUGGGCUUGAGCAAGCCAAGCUGCAAGCCCCCGAAGGGCUUGGACGUAUCUUGGAAAGCUCAGAAGCCGUCAUUGUCAACAUUUUCCGCUUGUACUGGUUCUGUCCUGUUAUUCAGUCCUUCAAGGGCCGGGCUCCACCUGGAAGCACGAGCGAUCUUGCCAAGGAGGGAAGUUGCUGUGGAUGCUGUGGGUGGGUUCGUGCGCACAUGAUGCUUGGAGCGCUGUUUGGGCUGACAGGCUUUCUUCUGCUGAGCUUCUCAGUGCCGCAGGGUGAUUCUUUCACCUUUGCCUAUUUCUGGGUUAACAAGAACAAUAUGUGGGAGACACGGUGCAACGUGACGAGCUCCGUCACUGCUUUGAGCCCAUGGUGCUCGGCCGACAGCGUCAUAACAAUGACACGCAUGACGCUGUCCCCGGCGCUCCAUGGAGUGCCAAGCACCAGUUUGGUAUGGGUUUGCCUGGUCGUCAAAGCCAUCAUUUUCUGCAUCUUGGGCGGCCUUUUCGGAAUCACUAUGUUCAAACCUGUAGAAGGGUUGAGGCAGGCCCAGCAGCCCAUGCGCAUCUUGCAAGUCGUACUCUUGCGCUGGUGCCAAAGCCAGAAGAUCUCUACCUGGCAGCUGCAAGCUUGGAAGAUGGCAAGGGCUUCCAUCCUUCACAAUGACGUGCGCCUCAUCUUGGAUCGCUUUGAGAACGUUGUCAUUUUCACUUUGGUGGUCUGCAUGCUUUUCAUCACUGAUGCGGUGGUCCAGUAUGUCGUGUGGAGCAAGCCGCCGAACAUAGGCGCGGUAUACAUCGUCCUCGUCUUUGCGCUUUCCACGAUGCUUUGCAUCAAUGCGGCCAUUGGCUGUCACCAUGCCCAGCACGCACACUUGAAGACGUUGUGUGAGAUGAAGGAGGAGACCUCCUUCAUCCAAAGCGUGAGCCCGGACGGCGAAUACUUCCGGAAGUUUGUGGACCUCAUGGUCAGGAGGCUAUCGUCCGGAGGCGACUACCAGACGAAGCUUCUCUACAUGCCUUUGAACCCUGUUCUCCAGAAAUCGAUUCUGGCUUACUUCGCGGCUUCCCUCGCAGCCAUUGCCGGGAAACUCUUCUUCGGUGGGUGA
Symbiodinium natans is the source of this 2985-nucleotide messenger RNA. NCBI's taxonomy places the organism in Eukaryota, Dinophyceae, Suessiales, Symbiodiniaceae. The record is from the annotation of a GenBank genome assembly.